Molecule: messenger RNA, 2750 nt
Organism: Lethenteron reissneri (Far Eastern brook lamprey)
Lineage: Eukaryota; Metazoa; Chordata; Hyperoartia; Petromyzontiformes; Petromyzontidae
Product: peptidyl-prolyl cis-trans isomerase FKBP5-like
Molecular function (GO): peptidyl-prolyl cis-trans isomerase activity; protein binding
Source: RefSeq, a predicted model, not a curated record
CCCCCCGCCUCCACCACCACCAUCCAUUGGGGUUGCAUUCAGCAAAGCGGCGGCCACCACGUGCAUCUUCUUCCGCGAGCUCCUCUCUUUCUCGAUCUUUCUCGUUCUUUCUCCGCCUCUCUCGACGUCUCUCGCCGUCUUCAGCGAUUGGCCCAGUGGCAGUGAGCAUCCAGGUCGAGGUUCAGUGAGCGUGAAGACGGUGCUUGUGUUGAUCGAGCGUGUUAGUUGUUACAUUUUGUGCGGCGAGGGAUGACUGCCGAGGCAGAUGCGAAGGUGGAGAAGGUGGAGGAGGCGGUGAUCGGCGGUGGCGCAGAAGCAGGGGACGACAUCUCCCCCAAACAGGACGGCGGAGUACGCAAGCUGAUCAAGCGUGCGGGCGAGGGCGAUGACACGCCACUGGCCGGAGACAAGGUGUGGGUUCACUACACGGGCACGUUGCUUGACGGAACCAAGUUCGACUCCAGUCGCGACCGAGGGGAGAAGUUCACCUUCGAGCUGGGCAAAGAGCAAGUGAUCAAGGCAUGGGACAUCGGCGUGGCGACGAUGAAGCGGGGGGAGUUGUGCCAGCUGACGUGCGCCGCCGAGUACGCGUACGGCGCCGUGGGCAGCCCCCCCAAGAUCCCCGCGAACUCCACGCUCAUCUUUGAGGUGGAGCUGUUUGACUGGAAGGGGGAGGACCUCACGGAAGAGGAGGAUGGAGGCAUCAUCCGGCGCAUCCAUUGCAAGGGGGAGGGCUACUCCAAGCCUAAUGAGGGCUCCACCGUAGAGGUGUCUCUGGAGGGCCGUGUGGGGAGCCGAGUGUUCGACGCACGCGACCUCUCGUUCACCCUGGGCGAUAGCGAGGAGUUCGGGGUGGUGCCGGGCGUGGAACGCGCGCUCGAGAAGAUGCUCAAGGGGGAAGUGUGCACCCUCACGCUGGCGCCCAAGUAUGCGUUUGGUCAGCAGGGAAAGGCAGAGUUUGAAAUCCCUCCAGACACCAACGUGGAAUACAAAGUGACUCUGAAGAGCUUUGAGAAGGCGAAGGAGUCCUGGGAGAUGGACACCAAGGAGAAGCUGGAGCAGGCCGGCCUCGUGAAGGAGAAGGGAACCCAGUACUUUAAGGCAGGGCGAUACAAGCAAGCGCUGGCGCAGUACAAGAAGAUUGUGUCGUGGCUGGAGAACGAGUACGGCCUGGAGGGCACCGACGAGACGGCCGCCAAGAGCCUCGUGCUGGCUGCGCACCUCAACCUCGCCAUGUGCCACCUCAAGCUGGCUGAGAGCCAGCAGGCGCUGGAGUGCUGCGACAAGGCCCUGGAGAAGGACCCGCGCAACGAGAAGGCGCUGUACCGUCGCGGCGAGGCGCACGCGGCACAGAGGGACUACGAGCUCGCGCGCGCCGACUUUGAGCGCGUGCUGGAGGUGAACCCGGCCAACGGGGCGGCGCGUGCGCACGUAGCGCAGUGCCAGCGAAGGCUGCGUGAGCAGCACGAGCGAGACAAGCGCGUCUACGCCAACAUGUUCAGCAAGUUCGCGCAGCACGACGCAAAGCAUGAGAAGAGUCCGGGCAAAGGAGACGAAGACGUCUUCAAGAAGGCGGCUCAAGAAGCAUCGGAGGAUGAACAAGUGGACAAAGAGGAAACGGACGAAGCUCCCGCUGCUCCCAUGGAAACGGAGGCGGCGACCGCGUGAGGCGGGGGGGGAGGAUGGUUGCGGAAGGCCCGGUCGAUUUGGGGCUUCCACCGUUGAUGGCGGUUUCUGUUCCAUCGCCACCGUCUUGGGAGCAGCAUCUUCACUCUCUCUCUUGAAGUCCCCUCCCGCUUUUCUCCGGUUUGAUUGCCAUGCGAUGAACACUCUUCGCAGGGCAGUAAUAUACACGUGGGCUACGCCACUUAGUGUGUUGGAUAAGUGUCGUGUUCCCCCCCUCCCCCCAUCGAGUCCGGUGUCUUCAGGAUUGGUUUCUGUGACGUCAUAUUCGAGGUGGGGGGGGGGGGGGGUCGUCCCCCUCCUCCCCCCAAAAGGAAUGUGUGACGUCAUACUGCGUGCUCGCCGCGGGUCCAGCAGAUGUGGAAAGUUCAUCGUCUCAUUACAGGAUGCCGAUAGCAAGAAAAUUAGAAUAUACUUUGUUAAUUAAAAAAAUAUGCAAAUCGCUGCACCCCUUGGUCAAAAUGAUCUGAUCCGGUUGUGUUAACGUUCCUAAAUUAAUUGGUAGUUUUUCUAAGUUUUGCUUUGUGCUUUCAUUUGCUUUGUUUUUAUAUGGUUUUUGUGUUCGGUUUUACAACUUAGAAGCAAGAUGCAUCUGAAACAACACCAAUCGGUCUCCAUUUUACCAUCCUUUGCGAUGCAACGUCCGAUCCACGACAAUGCAGCGGCGUAUUAAUUGCAGCCGCCGUAAAUAAUUGUCAAUUCACCGCUCAAAGUUCCGGCUCGCGACUCCCAAUUUGCAUCGUUCCCAUUCCGAGUUUAAAAUCUUCCUACGUACGCCUGGCCUGACAAACGAGCACGGAGCGGCUCCCAGCAUGCACUGCGUGUAUCCUGACGUAGCCAGGGUCACUGGGUUCCCACCUCCCGAACAGAAACAGCAAGGGGACUCCACCAUGGCCGGGAUGCCUCUAGAGGCCGCUAUACUGAUACGUCUUAAAGCAAUGGUUCUCAGCGUUUUUGGUAUGGCGCCAAAUCCCCCCCCCACCCAAUCAAAACCACUGAUUACGAUGAUCCCCGUCUCCCUGGUUACUAAGGUCUCAAUAAACAGACACCCCAUGUCCACUCCUGCA